CCCGAAACCAUUAGUAGUAUACCGGGCCCUGGUUAUCCAUACGGGGGGUAUCAAUACGGUACACAAGCGCGGCACUGCACUGUCAUACCGCCCGUGUCUGGUGCAGGAUAUCCCCCGUACCCGCCACCUCAGCUAGGCCAACAAGUCCACCCGGUGCCACCGGAGGUCAGUCCUGGUAAAGAAAUAAUAAUAGCACUGAUGGGGGUCACAGGUAAAGUCCAAAGUGCACUCAAAACCGAUACGUAUUUGCUGACACAAGCCAUAGGCGCUGGUAAAAGCUAUUUCAUUAGAGAGGUCUCUGGUAACUCUCAGAUCGAAGUGAGCAGUGAUCUCUACUCUUGUAAGAUAGCCUCCUUCUGGAGAGGUUGGGCUCGAGCGCUGACAGGGGGAAGGCACCCGCAAGGUCCAAUCCUACUCUUUUGAGUAUCAGGGGGUAAAAAUCACGCUAGUAGACACUCCGGGGUUCAAUGAUACGGAUAGAAGCGAUACCGAGAUCCUACAAGAGUUUGCUGAUUGGGCUACCUAUACCUAUAAGCAGGGGCGACUCCUCUCCGGUAUCAUCUAUCUUCAUCCCAUCACCCAUACCCGCAUGGAGGGUUCUGCCCUAAGGAAUCUUAGGAUGUUCUGGAGCUUGUGUGGUCAGGAAUUCCUGAGCAACGUUCUUCUCACAACAACGCAGUGGUCUAACGUUGAUCUGGGAGAAGGGGGGCUUCGUGAGAAUAGUCUCCGGAAUUGGGAUUUCUGGGGAGGGCUUAUUGAUAAGGGUGCCACUCUCCAGAGAUUCGAUGGUACUAGAGAAUCAGGAUUGGAGCUUAUCCGCAGAUUGAUGCCAAAAGAGCGAAGGCCUCUCAAUAUCCAGGGUCAGAUUGUCGAGCAAAAUAGGACCCUUCUUGAGACCGCUGCAGGACAAUGCAUUAACGAGGAAUUGAUUGCCCAAGAGAAGAGACAUAAGGAGGAAAUAGAAUCCUUGGAGAGAGAACGGCGGGGGGCUAUCAGUGAAAGAGAUAAUGAGAUUAGGGAGAUCCUUGCGGCGGAGCAGGCAAGAUUUCGCAAGAAUCUCGAAAAAGUCUCUGCCGAAAAGAAAUUGUUAGCAGAGUUGCAUGAAGCAGAGGGAGAAAGACACAAGGGGAGAGAAAUGGGGGAGCAGUUGUUCCUUGGUAGUUGAAAAUACCCAACGGUCAACUCUUGACAGGUGCGUGCAGAGGAGCGAGACAGGGGCAGAUGUGUGGCGCCUCAAAUAUCAUGAGCGAGAAAAAUAGGGGAUGGCGACUAACAUUUGGCAUAGCCUCCCUUUACUUCUAGGACAGCGUCCACGCCAUUGGGCAUUAGUCCUAGCACACCAAGGCCUUCCCGGAAGAGAGGAGAGAUGAACAAUGAUCAAAAAAACGGCAGAGGAACUCGAUACUCAUUCCUUUCUCUGUAUUUGUUAUUUCUCACUGGGUGAUCAUGGGAUUCUCCUUUCUCUGUGCGGGUAACUAGGCCCCCCGGAUGUAUUAAACAUGGCGAUAGAGAGGAUUUUUUAUGGGGCUGGGUUAUUAUGU
Tuber aestivum (summer truffle) is the source of this 1541-nucleotide messenger RNA. The record is from the annotation of a GenBank genome assembly. Lineage: Eukaryota; Fungi; Ascomycota; Pezizomycetes; Pezizales; Tuberaceae.